Tuber melanosporum (Perigord truffle) is the source of this 2302-nucleotide messenger RNA. RefSeq lists its product as uncharacterized. Lineage: Eukaryota; Fungi; Ascomycota; Pezizomycetes; Pezizales; Tuberaceae. Gene Ontology annotation, biological process: mitochondrial respiratory chain complex III assembly; protein insertion into mitochondrial inner membrane from matrix. The record is from RefSeq and is a predicted model, not a curated record. Gene Ontology annotation, molecular function: ATP binding; ATP hydrolysis activity. Gene Ontology annotation, cellular component: mitochondrial inner membrane. The transcript has 4 exons. The coding region runs from base 911 to 2302 and encodes 463 amino acids.
GGGAAUUAUCUAAACAGUCCAAACUGCUUACACCCUGCAACCAUGACCAGGGUUCCCUUCAACUACAAGGCCUGAAAAAAACCUAGCCUCAACACCAAUCAGUCCUUCCCCCCCCACCCUAUCCAGUCAUGCAGAUACGGUCGAUGGAAAGACACCUACCCACUCUCGCAUGAAGAAUCAGUCUUCGAUUUCCGGCAAAAAAAGAAAAAAAGAAAAACCAAACAAAGAUCUUACGCUGCAUACGGUACUUGUACGGUACAGUACUACGAGUAGUUCUCGAGUACUGUACUCACCCAUUCAGCACCCGCAAUCGGAAAAAACGCAGACCCUGGCGGUCAGGCAUGACACUGCGCUCGAGUAGGUAUGAUAGGUAUGGUAAACAGUUGCAGUACCGGUAUGCUACUACGCGACCUAUACCAUAUCACCACCUACCUAGGUCGCCCGGGGGGGAUCUGAUUACGCCGUAGGGCCCGAAUGACGGGGUUGACCCGGCCCUUCUGUAACGGUAGGGGUCUGGACACCGCAUCUGGGGAUUUGCCCUGAUAUGGUGGCUUUUGAUGCACAGGAUAGGCUGAUGAUGAUGAUGGUGAUGGCGCUGAUGGCUACUCCCGAUGAAUGAAUUCCCUGCGGAGUACUCUUCACCCCCACCGCUCAAGUCAUGAUUUUGUCGUGCAGAGCUUAGCUGCGCAAUCGCAUUGUACCUGAGUAAGGGAACUGUGGGGGAUGGUCCUCUUUUUUUCCCCUUCUCACAAUCUAGAUAAAUAACCUCGUCGAUGCCCCUCCGCUUCUGACUUUCACUCCCCACAUACGCCCAUACAUACGUACGUACGUGCGUACUAAUCUGCAACUGAAACGACAAGGGGAAAAAAACUUUACACAGUUUACGUACGAGCACAUAACCAAAUUUACAAUGGCGACAGUCUCCCAACCCGCCGUUGCCAAUUCCUCGCUACCGACGCCGUUUCCCCCUCUAUCGAUAUUGGAAGCUUUCAUACCUAGCUACCUCUCCCCGUUAAUCUCUUACUUUGGUCUCGGCAAUGCCGUCACACACAUCCUCGCCUUCUUCCUCCUCACCACCUUCACGGCAACGGGUUGGACAUACUGGUACGACAGCCUUGUGAGCCUCUUCCGCCGGUUCUUCAUGUCGACAGCCCAGAUCCGCUCCCGGGACGAACUCUACGACCAUAUGAUGGCCUGGGUUGCCGAACAAGAGUUUUCCGCCCGGACACGCUACUUUGUUGCAACAAUGGCGUUCGGAUCUUUGUUCGCUGAGGGCGCUGGUAGGUCUGAAGAUGAGGAGGAGGAACCCGAAGAACCCGAUGCGCCCUCUUGGGAGCGGAAUCGACGGGCGCCGUUGCAGUUCACUCCGGCACCGGGGUUGCACUACUUCAGGUACAAAGGAAGCUUCGUGAUGCUGGAGCGGAUCGUCGAGGACAACGACAAGACGUGGUUCCCGCAGGAGAUCCUCGAGUUCUCAAUUAUGGGUCGCAAGCCGCAAUUACUAAAGGAUAUGCUGAAAGAGGCGAGGUCGAGGUAUCUCAUGAAGGAUAAGAGCAAGACUGUAGUUCACAGGCCAAAAGCCCCUGAGGCUGUCGGUUCACCGCCGACAUGGGUGCGCUGCCUCGCCCGCCCCAGUAGACCCCUCUCCACCGUCGUCUUGGAACAAAGCCAGAAGGAAAUGUUCGUCGACGAUAUCAAGGACUACCUCGAACCCGGUACUCAGAAAUGGUACUCGGACCGCGGAAUCCCUUACCGUCGCGGGUACCUCCUGCACGGCCCUCCGGGGACCGGUAAAUCAUCCCUCAGCUUUGCCGCCGCUGGCCUCCUCGGACUGAAGAUCUACGACAUCGACACCAUCAACACAAGCACCGAUGCUGGCACCAAAGUCUCGCUCUCCGGGUUGCUCAAUGUCAUUGACGGCGUAGCCUCCCCGGAAGGCAGAGUUCUAAUCCUCACAACAAACCACCCAGAAAAACUCGAUGCAGCGCUAAUCCGUCCAGGCCGCGUAGACAUGAAGAUCGAAUUCAAGCUGGCCGGGGAGGAAGCCAUUGCGGGACUAUUCAUGAGAAUACUGAAAGAAAAGGAGGCUAAAAGAGCUGCAGAGGAGCGCGCUGCGAAAGAGAAACAUUUAUUGGAACUUGUGGCCAAGUUUACACAAACCAUGCCACAGGAGGUCUUCUCCCCGGCGGAAGUUCAGGGGUACUUGUUGCAGCACAAGAACCGGCCGGAGAGAGCGGUUGAGUGUGCCGAAAAGUGGGUUUGUGAUCGGAUAGAGGCUAGGAAGGCGGGGAAGAUUGAUUAA